AACAAAAUAAAAACAUCAGAUACAAACAAAUGGCAGAUAGGAAGCGAGAGAAGAAAGAAGCUUCGUGCUCGAUUCGCAUGUUCCAUCUCUAAACGCCCUCUCACACCAUUUGAAAUCACAAAAUUCAUCUCAAAUAAUCAACCUAUGACCCUCUAGGGUUUUUCUUAGGCUUUUCUAAUUCUUGACAAAACCAGUGAUGAACGUCCUCAAACAAUGCAUGGAUUCUCAACUGUUGAUGGCUUUGUGGAUAUAACUGAGUGCUUGGCAGAGAUGAUUAAGUACGUUGCAAAUGAACCCUCACUAGGGCUUUUCUAUGUUCAGCAGCACACUCAAAAUGCAGUGCCCGCUGUAGUUCAGCUCAGAAAUAAUGUUGUAGAUAAGUCUCACGAAACAACUUUGCACACCGAAGAUUCAGAGGAUUCAAUAACCAUGGUGAGGUCAAUGAAAGAAUGUGGAUUCCCCAUCGCAGAUGAGAUGAUCAGAGAUAUAAAGAAAUCUUUGUUGAUCAUGUCUACAAAACAACCUAGAAGAGGGUUGAUCCAUGACUCUAGAUCAAGUUCUCAGGCAGAAAAAGCAAGCUCUUGGGGACCAGCCAAUUGGGGUCGUCCGGGAGUUUAUGGUCAGCUAGACAGCGAAAAAAGCGGCUAUCUUUCAACCGUAUUUAAAUCUGCAAGGAAGACGGCUAGUAAUUUAAAGUGGCCACAACUUGAUUCUGGAGAAUCGCUGCUGAGCAAGGAUGACAAGUUGAUGUUCUAUCCAAGCCGGUCAUUAUCAGUUGCCUCUGCUGCUAGCACUAGCUCAUCUCAGCCAGAUGUGGAAGCUGAUGAGCUGCCCUUGUCAAGUAAGAUUACAUAUGAACCACAAGAACAAAUAGAUGCGAGUUUAGUGUCCCCUAACUUGGUGCCCGUGUCAGAGGACUUCGACGAGUUCCAGGCUGUUAAGGCAGCAAAACUAGAGGAGUGGUUAGAAGGGAAUAGCAACAUGGAUGAUCGGAGAGGUACAAGUGUUUGAGAAGCAACUAAACUUUGAGAACCUGUGGAUAUGGUUAUACUUAUGUAUAAUGGAAUUCUUACAUAAACAUAUCAAUUGAAAAAAAAAAUACAUAUUUAUUUAAAUAGUGUGUUAAUAAUGGCUGCGUUUGGUAAAAUUUUUGCUUU
This is a messenger RNA of Humulus lupulus (European hop), 1157 nucleotides long. RefSeq lists its product as uncharacterized. The transcript is spliced from 2 exons. The record is from RefSeq and is a predicted model, not a curated record. Lineage: Eukaryota; Viridiplantae; Streptophyta; Magnoliopsida; Rosales; Cannabaceae. Bases 214 to 1011 code for a protein of 265 amino acids.